UUGGGCUGUAGAGAGGAUCCCUCCGAGGUCCUCCGGCUGCCGUGGCUGGGCUAAGGGGGGAGGCGGACGCGGUGCCCUGAGGCUGUCAGCCCUGCGCAGGAGCGGAGCGGAGGGCUGGGUCCCGGCUCGGAGCGUUUGCCCCCGCGGUGUCAGCGGGGACGGCGGCUGGGCUCCGGGAUUCCGUCAACGGGACGGUGCCUCGGUGCAACAGUUCCCGUGCUUCGGAGAGCUUGGCUCGCCUGCCAGCAUGGUGGAACACGCUGAGUUUGCCAAGGCUGGGAAGGAGCCUGGCCUGCAGAUCUGGAGGGUUGAGAAGUUUGAUUUGGUACCAGUGCCAAAAAAUCUGUAUGGAGACUUCUUCACAGGAGAUUCCUACCUGGUGCUGAACACCAUCAAACAGCGGAGUGGGAACCUCCAGUACGACCUGCACUUCUGGUUAGGAGAUGAAAGCUCUCAAGAUGAGCGUGGAGCAGCUGCCAUAUUCACUGUGCAGAUGGAUGACUACCUUAAUGGAAAGGCUGUUCAACAUCGGGAAGUGCAAGGCCACGAGUCCUCAACUUUCCUGGGGUACUUCAAGUCUGGCAUCAAGUACAAGGCUGGUGGUGUAGCUUCUGGCUUCAGACACGUGGUUCCCAAUGAAGUGACUGUGCAGAGGCUCCUGCAGGUCAAGGGCAGGCGAGCAGUCCGAGCAACAGAGGUCCCUGUGACCUGGGAGAGCUUCAACACAGGGGACUGUUUCAUCCUUGACCUCGGCAGUAACAUCUUUCAGUGGUGUGGCUCCGGCAGCAACCGCCAGGAACGGCUGAAGGCCACUGUGCUGGCCAAGGGGAUUCGGGACAAUGAGCGGAAUGGUCGUGCCAAGGUCUAUGUUUCAGAGGAAGGAUCAGAGCGGGAGGAAAUGCUUCAGGUUCUGGGACCAAAACCCACUUUGCCAGCAGGAACUUCCGAUGAUGCCAAAAUUGAUACAGCCAACAGAAAGCUGGCUAAGCUCUACAAGGUCUCCAAUGGGGCUGGGAACAUGGCAGUCUCCCUGGUGGCAGAUGAGAACCCCUUCUCCCAGGCAGCCCUGAACACAGAUGACUGCUUCAUUCUGGACCAUGGCACAGAUGGAAAGAUCUUCGUUUGGAAAGGCAAGAGUGCCAACUCUGAAGAGAAGAAGGCAGCGCUGAAAACAGCUUCUGAGUUCAUUGAUAAGAUGGGUUACCCGAAACACACCCAGAUCCAAGUCCUCCCUGAGAGUGGUGAGACACCUCUGUUUAAGCAAUUCUUCAAGAACUGGAGGGACAAGGACCAGACAGAAGGACUGGGACAGGCUUAUGUGUCUGGUCAUGUUGCCAAGAUCGAGAAGGUACCUUUUGAUGCUGCCACUCUGCACACCUCCAAGGCCAUGGCUGCCCAGCACGGGAUGGAGGAUGAUGGCUCAGGCAGGAAACAGAUUUGGAGAAUAGAAGGCUCAGAGAAGGUGCCAGUGGAUCCUUCGACCUAUGGCCAGUUCUAUGGAGGGGACAGCUACAUCAUCCUGUACAACUACCAGCACGCUGGGAAACAGGGACAGAUCAUUUACACUUGGCAAGGUGCUGAUUCCACUCAAGAUGAAAUUGCAACCUCUGCAUUCCUCACAGUGCAGCUGGAUGAGGAGCUGGGAGGCAGCCCUGUGCAGAAACGAGUGGUGCAAGGAAAAGAGCCACCUCACCUGAUGAGUAUGUUUGGUGGAAAACCCUUGAUUGUGUACAAGGGUGGAACCUCAAGGGCAGGAGGCCAGACAGCACCUGCGGAAACACGGCUCUUCCAGGUCCGAUCCAGCACCUCAGGAGCUACCAGAGCAGUAGAGCUGGAUCCUGCUGCCAGUCAGCUGAAUUCCAAUGAUGCCUUCGUCCUGAAAACUCCCUCAGCUGCUUACCUCUGGGUUGGCCAAGGAGCCAGUGAUGCUGAGAAAUCAGGAGCACAGGAGCUACUGAAGAUACUGGGAGCUCGCCCAGUACAGGUUGCUGAGGGCAGAGAGCCAGCUAAUUUCUGGGCAGCUUUGGGUGGAAAAGCUCCUUACCGUACCUCUCCCCGGCUGAAGGACAAGAAGAUGGAUGCUCAUCCCCCUCGUCUCUUUGCAUGCUCCAACAAGAGUGGACGCUUCACAAUUGAAGAAGUUCCUGGAGAUCUGGUUCAGGAUGACCUCGCUACAGAUGAUGUUAUGCUCCUUGACACAUGGGACCAGGUCUUUGUAUGGAUUGGGAAAGAUGCCCAAGAAGAAGAGAAAACCGAGGCGUUGAAAUCUGCCAAGCGGUACAUUGAAACCGACCCAGCCAGCCGGGACAAGAGAACCCCAGUCACCGUGGUGAAGCAAGGGUUUGAGCCACCAACCUUCUCCGGCUGGUUCCUGGGCUGGGAUGAUGACUACUGGGCUGUGGAUCCUCUCCAGAGAGCAAUGGCAGACGUGGAUGUCUAAAGUAACAGGUUUCUUUUUCUUAAGUGGAACAAGUUUGGUGCCUUCAAGAGCCCUGUCCUCCUGCAGGCUGCAUGUGAACAGGCAAUGCUGUUAAUAGCUGAUUAGCUGUGCAAUAAUUACCAGAACCAAUCAUGACCAGUCACUGACCCUCCUCCUUGCUUUGAUAUAUUUAAUACAAUAAAGCUUGUGUGGAAUAUGUGAAAAAUGGAAAGGGUGGGGUUUGUUAUGAAGAAAACAUUAAACAGAACCUGUAGAUCUCA
This is a messenger RNA of Melopsittacus undulatus (budgerigar), 2700 nucleotides long. It is a transcript of the gene GSN, whose product is annotated as gelsolin. The transcript is spliced from 17 exons. Lineage: Eukaryota; Metazoa; Chordata; Aves; Psittaciformes; Psittaculidae. Gene Ontology annotation, biological process: barbed-end actin filament capping; cell projection assembly; actin polymerization or depolymerization. Gene Ontology annotation, cellular component: actin cytoskeleton; cytoplasm. The record is from RefSeq and is a predicted model, not a curated record. Gene Ontology annotation, molecular function: phosphatidylinositol-4,5-bisphosphate binding; actin filament binding. The coding region runs from base 248 to 2440 and encodes 730 amino acids.